UCUUGCUCGUCGUCUUGCCCUCCUCCGACGAGCCGAGCGCCCCUCUCCCUCGCCAGCAUGGCUGCACCUCUGCCGACCCAGCGCGGCUCCAGCCUGUGGCUGCCGUUGCUGCUACUGCUCUCCCGUCUGGCCCAAGUCGAGUCUGUGAAUGUCGGGUUUGUUAGCCCGACUUCGUCCGACGUAUGGGGCUCUGGCCAGCACACAGUAUCGCUCUCGUACGAUACCGCCUUUGGCGUCCUGGCCUUCGGAACCCGGUUCGACCUCGAUUUCGUGAUGUUCGAUGGCAGCUGGCGGAGCGUUGCUUCCAACCAGGUCCUCACGGGCCCAAUGUCGUUCUCCUACCAAGUCAGACCCAGCGACCCGUACGGCUACGCCCAAAUCGUCUUUACCAGCUCCAACAACUUCUUCGCGAGCUAUUCAGACGCUUUUCUCGUCUCCCCAAACAUCAGUCCUCCACCACCACCACCACCACCACCCCCUCCUCCUCCUCCUCCUCCUCCUCCUCCUCCUCCACCACCACCACCACCACCGCCUCCUCCUCCUCCUCCUCCUCCUCCGCCGCCGUCUCCACCUCCACCGCCCUCGCCUUCGUCCACGAGUAACGCUCCAGUGCCUGCUCCCAGCCCAGCCAUUUCUUCGGUCCCAGGAUCUGUGGUCCCAUCUUCCACUGCUUCGGCUCAGCCCUCUGCACCUCAGCCUGUUUCGCUUGGGCCACCAACUAGUUUCACGCCCUCAGUUGCACCCUUUGCUCCAACGCCCUCUGGGGCUCCUGGUGCUCCGGGAACGAGCCCUGCAGCCAACACAACAGCCGGGCAGGACCAGAGCCCAUGGCUGACGCCUGUCAUUGUCACAUUCACCAUCAUGGCCCUGGCUGGCUUCGUCGUCUACUUUGUCUAUGUCCGAUGGCGAAACAGUCGACGGUUCCCCACAGGCAACAGCACCCACAGACUCAAUGACCUCCUCGGCAACUUUGCCACCAAGAUUGCCGAUCCCGAUGUCGAGGCCCCGAUAGCGUUCUCAUCCCUGUCGUCCAUGCGAUCCACGAGCUCAGAGAACGUCGCUGCCUCCUCGGGCUUCAGUCCCUCAAUCCCGUCGACGCCGGUGCCGCUCGUCCUGUCCACCCGGUACCCGGCCACGGCAGCUGUCCUGAAUGGCGGAACGGCCGCAAAGUUCUCGACCGAGCGCAUGUCAACAGCAUCGCUCUUGGUUACAUCGCCUUCGGCCCAGUCGCUCACGAGCGAGCUCGUCUCCCUCGAAUCGCUCCCACCCGCCACCCUUGCUGUGCUGAAGCGCUAUUCCCACAUGCUGAAUGCCAACUCUCUGUUCAACCCGGGUGCUCCAUCCACACCCUCGACCAUCACGCCGAGUCUGAUCGCUCACCCUUCUGAGUCUGCUCUCGGCAGUCCGGCUGCCAGCCUCGUCCCCAUCGGUGAGAACCCGUUCAACGAAGCUGUUGUGCUGUCUGGAAGCCAAAUCGUCACAAAUCCCUUCGCCGAUACCGCUGCCGAACCCAACACCUUCACCCCCAUUCUUGAACAAUACGCCGUCCAGACCAAAACGGGGACGCUGACCCGCCAUCUGUCCAAGCCGAUCGUGCAGGUGCAGGGCCUCAAGACCGUCGACGUGACCGAAGGCGCCCCGGCCAAUGUCGAUAUUGGCAGGCCCGUGGUCAUUCGACAAGUGCAGAUCCGGGACGACGAUGAUGGAUCCUCUCUCUUUUCCGAAGACCUGUUUGGUCGAACGCCCUCGCUCCGGGCCUCGCAGAGUCUGCGCUCCGUGCACCGAACCGAGUCCCUCACCGACCAGCUCGUCGAAACCCGAAAUGUCAUCCUCUCGCAGAGCGCCACGAACCUGUCGUUCUCGUCGUUCUCGUCGUCGCCCCAGAUCACCAGCGGCCUGGUCUCUGGAAGGAGUCUCCAAAGCAUCGACAGCGACGCAUCGAGCCCACCGUUCGCUCUGCGCGUCUUUACUCGCAUCGACGAGUAGCUGCCGAGACAAAGCCGUCUUCCAGGGCCCAGCUAUCCCACUAUCCCUCAUCCUUCGACUCCUGGGUGGAGUCUUUCGCUUUCAAGCCAUCGAUUCUUCCGUGUGUUUGUCG
This is a messenger RNA of Polychytrium aggregatum, 2098 nucleotides long. RefSeq lists its product as uncharacterized. NCBI's taxonomy places the organism in Eukaryota, Fungi, Chytridiomycota, Chytridiomycetes, Polychytriales. The record is from RefSeq and is a predicted model, not a curated record. The transcript is spliced from 3 exons. Bases 58 to 1986 code for a protein of 642 amino acids.